UAAGCAAAAAGAAGAAAGAAAAUUAAAAAAAAAAAAGGAUAUUUUUUUUCCGAGGCUUACACCAGCUUCAGCUUUCGCACUUCCAUUUUGCGCUUUCUCACUUCCAAAACCCUAAUCCCAAACUCACUUGGUCUGAUUGAAACGACUUUGCGGUGGCUAAGAGGUCAAUGUUCGGUGGCGGAGGGGAGGACGCGCUGGCGGCGCGGCUGGGCAUGAUGCCGCCGUCGCUGCUGAAUCCAGCGUCGGUGAUGUCCGGCGAGAUGUCUCCGGCGGUUCCGGCGGCGAGGGAGGAGAGGGGGCCGGCGCAGCCGCAGUGGAGCCAGCAGGAGACGCGGGAGUUCAUAGCGAUACGCGCGGAGCUGGAGAGAGACUUCACUGCGUCGAAGCGGAACAAGACGCUCUGGGAAGUGGUGAGUGCGAAGAUGAGGGAGAGAGGGUUCAGGAGAAGCCCCGAACAGUGUAAAUGCAAGUGGAAGAAUCUCGUUAAUCGCUACAAGGGAAAAGAGACAUCUGACCCAGAGCAUGGCAAGCAAUGUCCAUUUUUUGAAGAAUUGCAUGCGGUCUUUACCCAAAGGGCACAUAAUAUGCAACGAUUACUUCUUGAAUCUGAAACUCGUUCAGCUCAAACCAAGAAAGGGGUGAAAAGAUCAAGUGGAGAUCGGUCAUCAGAGGAACUCUCAGAAGAUGACAAUGAGGUUGAAUAUGAUAGUGAAGAGGAAAAACCUUCCAGAAGUAAUACCCGCAAAAGGAAAGUUGACAAAGUUGGAGUGGAGAAGUCUUCAAGGGCAAGCAAUCCAUCAAAUUCUGCCAGUAAUAGUACUAGUAUUCAGGAAAUGCUCAAGGAAUUUUUCCAGCACCAGUUAAGUAUGGAGAUGCAGUGGAGGGAGAUGAUGGAAAGGCGUGCUCAUGAAAGACAGUUGUUUGAACAGGAAUGGCGGCAGUCAAUGGAGAAGCUUGAGAGGGAGAGGUUAAUGAUUGAACAGGCAUGGAGGGAGAGGGAAGAACAGAGGAGAAUGAGAGAAGAGAGUAGGGCAGAGAGAAGGGAUGCUUUGUUGACGACCCUUUUGAACAAACUCAUUAAUGAAUCUAACUAACGGAGGCAAUGGCUUGGAUUACUUGUAGCUGAUUACUUUGUUGUUUCCAUUUAUUAUAUGAUUCUAAGUUUAGCACAGAACGAACUAAUCUUCACCGUAGCUUUUGAUUACAGAGAAUAUGGGAAAGGAGAAUUUGGUUGAUGAAAGGAGUACUUAUAGGGGUAUAUGAACAUUUUCUUUUGAAAAUUGAUACAGAAAGAGUUUUUACUAUUUAGGGAUACUUCUGAAUGAUAAUAUGUUCUGGGACAUGUAACUAAAGACGGGUAUGGUAUUUAAGCUGUCUGUAUGAUUUUUCUUAUAUAUGUACAUAUAUAUUAUAUUAUUAUAUUGUUGGGAUGCCAAGUUUGUUUAA
Molecule: messenger RNA, 1446 nt
Organism: Glycine soja
Lineage: Eukaryota; Viridiplantae; Streptophyta; Magnoliopsida; Fabales; Fabaceae
Product: trihelix transcription factor GT-3b-like
Exons: 2
Coding region: 168-1094 (308 amino acids)
Source: RefSeq, a predicted model, not a curated record